GCAACAAUGGAACCGAGCAUGAAGGCCGUGGGCGUAUGACAGCAUGUAAGCGACAAAUCAAGUAUACACACACGCGAAUUAAUGCACGAUUUAUGAACGUAAAAUUCACCGUCAAACGUCACAGAAUGGCUUCGUGGUCGGAGAAAAUGCUGCAACUGCUGCGUCGAAUGAACAACUUUCAUUUACCAGGUUCCAGUUUAGAGAGCUGUCUACGUUUUGAGGUGGCUGGAGAGCAGGUGGGAUGGAUUCCCCCAAAAGUAGCAUCAGUUCUUGGUCGUUUUCCUUCUGUCUUUAGACCGUACGGGAGCGCUAUAACCUUUUGCUCCAGCGUUGACACUUUUGAGAGCAGAUCAGUGGCCGUGGAUGAGGUGCUGCAGGAGUUGAGGAGAGAAGCAACAUUCACCUGUCUCAUAGGCUGGAGGCAUGAGCAAUACGCAGUGAUGCCUAGAUACUGCGACCCUCCGCUCAUGUAUAUGGAGAGAGCAGCAACAAGUCUAUUUGGAGUAAAAAGGUACGGUGUCCAUGUCAAUGGCUACACCCGUGAUUCGAGUGGAAAUCUCAAUAUGUGGCUGGCACGACGGUCUUUGACUAAACAGACGUAUCCAGGAAGAUUGGACAAUCUGGCAGCUGGGGGGCUGGCAGCAGGCUGUAGUGUCAGGCAUACCAUGGUAAAAGAGUGUGAUGAAGAGGCCUGCAUCCCUCCAGGCCUGGCAGAGCAAGCGCUCCCUGUGGGAACUGUGAGCUACACCUAUGAAGACGAUGAAGGAGUAUUUCCUGAGUGCCAAUUUGUCUUUGACUUAGAGUUGCCUCUCAAUUUCCAACCUCACAUUGGAGAUGGAGAAGUGCAAGCAUUUUACUACUACCCCAUUGAGAAGGUGAAAGAUCUUCUAGUCAGUGAGGAAUUCAAGCCAAACUGUGCCAUGGUGGUUCUUGACUUCCUCAUCAGACACGCCAUCAUAGAGCCAGACUCAGAGCCCUAUUAUCAUGAAUUUGUUGCUGGAUUGCACAGAUCACUUUAAAAACUGACUGAUUGUUUUAGACCCAGGACAACCUUCAACAUUUUGGUAUUUUUUUUUUAUCUACCUCUUCUUUUAGUUCUUUUAACUAAUGUCAGCAUG
Molecule: messenger RNA, 1118 nt
Organism: Xyrauchen texanus (razorback sucker)
Lineage: Eukaryota; Metazoa; Chordata; Actinopteri; Cypriniformes; Catostomidae
Exons: 8
Coding region: 36-1019 (327 amino acids)
Molecular function (GO): 8-oxo-dGDP phosphatase activity
Source: RefSeq, a predicted model, not a curated record